Messenger RNA from Osmerus eperlanus (European smelt), 6807 nucleotides. RefSeq names its product peroxisome proliferator-activated receptor gamma, coactivator 1 beta (gene ppargc1b). Lineage: Eukaryota; Metazoa; Chordata; Actinopteri; Osmeriformes; Osmeridae. Gene Ontology annotation, biological process: positive regulation of transcription by RNA polymerase II. The transcript has 12 exons. The record is from RefSeq and is a predicted model, not a curated record. The coding region runs from base 65 to 2773 and encodes 902 amino acids. Gene Ontology annotation, cellular component: nucleus. Gene Ontology annotation, molecular function: RNA binding; transcription factor binding.
AUAGCAAGUGUGUGGUAAGCCGUAUACUCCGCUCUCUGACUUCUCAGUUCUCAUUCACUAGAAGAUGGCGGACUGCGCUUCACUGUUGGAUGAGGAGCUCUCUUCAUUUGUCUUCAGUUACCUGACAGAAAAAUCCGGGAGCCAGUACGGGGAGGAGGAGGUGUGUUCAGACCGCCUGGAUGCAGACUUCCCGGACAUCGACCUAUCACAGCUGGACGCCAGCGACUUCGACAGCGUCAAUUGCCUCAGCGAGCUCCACUGGUGUAACGACCAAUCGGACGUCUCGCCUGCCUCCGUACAGUACAGCACAGGAGAUCAGCUCUUUGAGAUAGAAGAGGAGAAUGCGGCCCUUCUGGCUGCCCUGACAGACAGCCUGGAUGGCAUGGUGGAGGACGAGGUGGGGGGGCUGUCUGUGUUCCCUUCUCUAGGGGAGGAGCUUGAGGAAGAUGAGGAAGACCUUCCAUUGGACACUGAGCCCUUCCCAGAGUGCCUCAGUGCAGAGACAGAAGACCAGUCUCUACUGAAGAAGCUUCUGUUGACGCCCCCUAAUGUGCCCACGGGCAUCGACGCAAACAAAGAGGGGAGCAGGAAUCGCAAUAACAACAGGAGCCUUUACCUCAAACCCCUCAGGCCUCUGGUUAAGAACGAGAGCACCCAAAAGUGCAAGGCCCGUGCAGUUCGACCGGCGGGCCACCUGUGCACGGAGCUCCAUCGACACCUGACCACAGCGCAGGACGCAGAGGACACGCCCUCCGCCGACACAGAGGACGAGGAGGAGGAUGACGAAGACGACGACAGCGACUCCGAGGAGGAAGACGAGGAAGAGGAGGAAGAGGAGGAGUCUUCAGGCAGCGAGGUCGAGGCGGAGGCCCCCCCCCACGCGGCCGAGCCCGUCAAGCCACAGUUCUCCUCAGAGAAGGAGCUGCACUCCAUGGUGGAGCUCAUCAAGUACAUGCACACGUACUGUCUGCCCGCGCGCAAGCAGGGAGCCUGGGAGCGCCGGGAGCGCGAGGCCUCAAGCUUCACGCGCCGGGCGAGGCCCGAGGGCUCCACCGCCCGCAGCCCCCCGAACUGUCACAAAGCGGCUGCCCCCCAAGCCCAGGGCGGAGGCCCGCGGCCGCGCCCAGCCUUCUCUCACCAGCGGGAGGUGAAGGCCAACUCCCUGCUCCGCGAGCUGCUGGAGGCGGUCACGUCCUUUGACGUCAGCAAGCCUUACAGACUGCACAGCCCCCCCUACAUCCACAGCAGGGGACAUCACACCAAGGCGGCCCCCGCCUCCGCCGAGCCCCCGCAGAGUCCCAGCCAGGCCAGUCAUUCAUCCAGACCAGACCUCCCCCUGCCCGCCUCCUCCAGGGCUGACAGGGCCCUAGGAGGCUCCCCCGGCCCCGGGAGUCCCGAGGUGGACGACUCGUCCUUCUCUGUGCGUCGUUCCCGCCGCCUGGCCUCCUUCCCCAGCCGCUUUGCCAAGCGGGUGCGGCAGGGGCGCGUGAGGGUGGAGUCUGGGGCGGGGCAGGGCGGCAGCCAGGAGACGGCGGAGGUCAAGCAGUACAUGAGAAAUCCCGUGGGGAAGGAGACGGCUUCCGAGAGCAGCCUCCAAACCAAGGCAGACCCUGGAAACUCCUGCUGCCACAAAGAGAAACGAUCCUGCCUUUGUCUUCCGUUGACACCGAAAUCCACAGGAGAUGCACAGUAUCCCAGCAAGCCCUUUGAGCAGCCGCUCAGCAUGGACCUGUGUGGCACAGCAGGCCUCACUCCCCCCACCACCCCCCCUCACAAACCCAUGGAGGAGGAGCUGUUCAAGCCGGAGGGUAAGUCCGACACCCAGACCCAGACUCCUAACACCACCAAGGGCUCAUGGCUGAGCCGUGCGAACGCCCGCAAACUCCCGGAGCAGACGGAACUCUACGCUCAGCUCCGCCGGAUGGGCCAGGCCAGCCAGGACGCACCCAAGGAGGCGGUGAUCCACCGGACAUUUGGCGACCACGAUUACUGCCUCCUCAGCCUGGGAGAGAGCAGGAAGAGGACGUCCGCCGUGUUGAGCCCGUCUCCCUGGGGGCUUGGAAGGGGGGAGCGUAGCGGAGACCAAGCCAACCAGGUGUUGGGGGACAGGUUCAGCAAACAGCAAGACAACAGGCUGAACACCAAAGCCGUGGAGGAGCCGGGCAGCAGGACAGAGGACGGGCUCCGGAAGGGCCGUGCCAUGACAUCCGCUGCCCAGUCAGCGUCAGCCCAGGCCUUGUCCCCCCAGAACUCGGAGGAAGAGGGAGAACGGCCCUCUUCCUGCCGCUCUCCCUCGCCCAUCAACCACACCAGCUGCUGCCCUCCCCAGUCCCCGAGCUGCAAGUCUGACUUCAGCUGUGAGAAUGAUGAGGGCUGCCACGACGACAAGCAGAGGAACAUGACCAAGUCUGGAUCACAGAAAGAAGAGGACAACUGCCAAGUGUUCUACAUCCACAACCUACCUAACAGCGUUACACAGAUGAUGCUAAGGAAGCGCUUUCAAGCCUUCGGAGACCCUGAGGACUGCAAAGUCAUUAUCAAGAAUGAGGAGCGCUGUGGGGUGAUAAAGAUCCGGCAGGGGCCUGCAGGGCCAACACAGAGGCACAGGAGAGAACCACUCUUCCAAAACGGAUUGGGCAACGGCCUGCGUAGAAUCACCCGCAAACGCUACAUCGAUCUAGAUGAGGCAGGGCCAGGCCCAGUGAAGAGCAAAUAUGAUGCCCUUGACUUUGACACCCUGUUGAAAGAGGCCCAGAAGAGCCUGCAUCGCUGACCCCUCUUCCUACCUGCUCCCGCCUCGGGAACAGAUGCCCCUCCUCUUCCUCAGUUUCUGACUGAGCUUAAGCCUCAGAACCUAGACGGAAACACCAAUUCACCUCUUAAUGUUUACAUAUUUAACAUUGGAAUAAGAAAUGGACCUGGUCAUUUUCAACUGAGGAUUCCUCUGCAAGGAAGCAGGGAUCAGAAGGGAGAAUGAAAACAAAACAGCAAUGAAAACAGAAGAAGAAUUUCUCUGAACAAACAAAAGCUGCUUCCUGUCUGUGCUCAUGGCAUCAUUGUCACUGCUAUGUGAACAAACUGGUGGUCUAAAGACAUGUGUAGCACACCUUGCUAUCACUCUAUUGGUUGUCGUGAAAUGUGUGUCUGCGUUGUAUCCCCUUGGUCACUAUUGGUGGAAACUACAAGCUGUGUUCGCCAUGAGGUUGUGCUGUAUGUGGUUAUGAAAGACCUGCUUCAUUUUAGCAAAAUCUGUCAAUGUUAAACACUGUGUGUGUUAUGAAAAUACCAGAAAAACAAAACAUUUGACUUUAAAAAGUUUACAACAAAAAAAUCAUGUUUUGUAAUUUUAGUGCUUCCUUGAUUUAAUCUAUGCAUACUAAUGAGGUAAAGUCUCCUGCCCUUGACUUUCUCUCACUCUGCCAUGCCAUUGGCUAAGCUGCUGAAAGCACAUGCUCCAACAUCUAUGAUUGGCUCCCUCUGCAGCUCAGGGAGGAAUUCUUCCUGAAUGGGAAUUGUAGAGCGACAUGUACAGAAGACACAAUUAAAUUUGACAUCGGGACUAGAAUUAGGGAAGCAUAGCAUAACAUGUAGGGCCCACGGUAAAUGGGUUACCAGAGAUUUUCACCGUCAACUAUUACACGCACACAAUUAAGAACAACAUAAUUACAAACACAUUCUGUAGUAGAUAUGUAUUCACGUAAUGACUCUGAAUACGAAAUGUACCGUGACCAUGUCGUUCUGCUUCUCAAGUAUGAAGGAUUGCAGUGUGUGUCUGUGAAGCAGCAUUAGCCAAGGGAGAGAGCUUCCAAUCCUUUCACUGCAGACCCAUACACUUGGCCUGACCAUCACACCCCAUUAGAGAGGAAGAUGAUGCAGAAAUGAGUGUAGAAAUGUGAUCUGUGCUAAGGUACUGUACCAAGAGAGCAUCUCUACCUCAUAUUCAUCCCUCCUAUCUUUCCUUUGGGAACUCUCUCCCUCAUUUUUCAUAGCUCCCCGCUCAGUCUCUCACUUUGGUUUCUAAAGUCCGCUUCUCUGGUGGGUAAACGGUAGCUGGAUCAUCUUGGUUUUCCUAGCCGCGUGUACCAAUUAGGGUGAUCGUUUUUUGUGUCCAGUCUCGAUGUGUGUUUUUGUGGGUCUGUUUGCUGUCCGUGUCUCGUGGUUAGGGCUGUCGUUGCCUUGGCUGGGGGGGGGGUUCAACAGUUUGAUUCUUGAUUCUUUCAGGGACCCCAUUCCCAUGCCCCAGCCACCUCGUUACUUUGCAGUUGAGCCCUAGUGUGAAGGCAAGGGGCUCCCUACCAUCCUAGCUUUGGCAACCCUUUCCUUUUCUAACAAAUUACCAAGCCCCCAUCCCCCUCUCUUUCAAUAACUCUGUAAUACACAUGAAACUGAAUGUUUACAUCACUGGAUUCUCCUUCAACUUUAUUAGAACGCACACUAAGUACAAAGACGCCUUAUUCAGUGUUGAAAGAGUAGCCUAUCAAGAUGUUUCUUCCUGGUUAACCCUUCUAAGGUUACUGGAGUAAUUUCCUGUUAUACCGCAUACUGAUUGAAAAACAAUAUAUUCUCAAACAUUCAACCUAAUCUUGAAAAGCUGAAUGAGUUAUUUGUGCUUAGUAUGUUUACUAUGAAAGUUAGAGAAUGUGCUGGUUUACAUAAAAAAAAACUAUGAUAUAAUACAUGUGUAUAGCACUAUGCCUUGUGUGAAGAUGAAACGUGUUGUUGUCUCUGCAGUGAUUUGUAGAUGAGGGUGGAGGGUCCCAGGAAUGCUAAUCAGUCAAAACAAGGUGUAGGUAAUAACACUGAAAGAUGCAAGUAAACAGGAAGAAAGGGAAAUUACUUCAUAAGUACAACACUGUUUUAAAAAGUAUCCCUUUAGAUAUAUUAUAUAUUAGAAGGCUCUAUUUGUUUGUUUUCUAAUAAUUUUAUAUUUUUGAUGAGUUUUGUUUUUUAAAGCAAUUGAGAUGCAAUACAUAAAUCUUCGAGACAGCCUUUCUCAAAGAUGGACGUGGUUAUUUAAGUAGUUUAUUGUUGAAAAUACGACGGGGUAAUCCUUGAAACAGAUCCUGUACUGUAAAAUAUAAACUGCUGUAAAAACAAAACAUUAACAUUACAGUAACACUGUGGUGAGUAAUGACAUACAUUAAAAACGUGUAUCAAAAACAAAAUAAUAUAUAAUAAUAACAACAUAAUACUGUGCCCCUUGACUGAAAUUACAACCAUUAAGACUAAGUAUAUUAUUGUUAUUGCAACAUUUUGAUGGUACCGGUACGCAAGUUGUUUAGACCUGAUUGCUUCGGCGAAAAAUUGUACAAAUAUAUCAGAGGUACAGUAAUUUGUGAACACGUUUCUCUCAGAGUUCUGUGGAAGGGAAAGGAAACAAUUGUUUUGUGAUUUGAACCCUGUUUCAAUAUUUUCUGACUACUUCAUGACUGUGUGGGUGCUUCCAUCAAUAGAGUAAAAUAACAACUGACGAGUCUCAUUUGGAGAGCCUUAAUGACACAAUGAGAGGGAUGAUCAAAGCUAACACUAGCUUUUACUAUACUGUUUUGACUCUUUUCAAAUCUAAUGUGUUUUAUCAAUUACUGGUAAAGUAAUUAAAAAGUUUUUCAAUACAGCCAUAUUAUUAAAAAAAGUAUAAACAUAUAUAUACAUAUGAAUAUAUAUUUGUGUGUUCGUGUAGAUAUUUAGAUGAUUAUAUACUUUCUUAUAGAAAACUUUGAUGUUGACCAUUUUCCUCAGUAUUUUCAGAGCACUUCGAAUGAACUGCUGUCAACCUUGAUUUUGUAGAUUGAGAGAAGAAUCCAGAUAUCCAAAUUAUAUAUAAAUAAUUAUAUAUAAUAAUUAUUCCAAAGGGAAACCCUAGACAAAAUGCAAUACUUUCUUUCCACUCUUCCGAAAUGGCAAGAAACAAACUGGAGAGGCAAAGUAGACCAAAAACCGACAAUUUUAUGUUGGCUUCAAAUCAAAGCUUGAGAGCCUCGUCAGAUUGAUUUCAGAGAUGUCAUAAUUUAAUCCCAUGUCCCACUGAAUCUCAUGUGUUGUCUUUCAUUUUAAAACCUCACUACAAUAUUGAGUCACCCAAUAGAAGUCCUUGCAAUACUGGCCGUUCUCUGGUUUUGUUAUUCCACUGGUUGGUCUUUUCACAGUUCUUUGUGUGUCUAUUUGUAUCCCACUGGAAAAUGAACAGAAACAUCAGAAAAUCUGAUUAUUGCGAUGUGAUGACAUACAAGAGAAACCUGCGGUAUCUGUAAACUGUCACAAUCUUGAAAGAUGUGAGUGAUCUAUGGUGGAAGCAAUUUGACAUUAAAGGGCAUACAUUGUACAUUUAGUUGCGUUUUUCAUCGCUAUAGGUUUUGUCAAUUUACAACUAAUGACUAUCAGAUUUACAAAAUGAUUUCCUUUUUUUUUUAAUUAGUUUUUGGUAAAUGGUAAAUUCUGCUAGUAAGAUUUUAUAUUUUUACAUGUUUUUUUUAUACACCACUUAGGUUUUAUGUUUUUCUCUGUUUUGUGUUAUUUCAUCUUUGAAAAUGUGGAGACAAACUGCAUUUCAGUAUUUUUUAAUUGUUUAAAUCUACUAUAUUUAAUAUAACAAAUAUAUAUAUAGUUGAAAUUAUCUUGUUAUAAAUUAUAUUUUAAUUCAUGUAAAUAGUUACAAAUUAAAGACUAUCGCUUCCUUUUAAACUAAGUACAUUUCUCUUCAGAGAUUGUUUACAUCAUUAAACAGUAGUUGUUUGUCAUAUAAUGUAAAAAGUAAAUAUAUUCAUUGAUUUGCCUCAAAAAUAAAAAAUAAAAUCCUCAUGUACAUUC